AUGCCGAUCCAACAACUCCCAUCUCACGUCGCCGCUCAAAUCGCGGCCGGUGAGGUCAUCGAACGCCCCGCCUCGGUGGUAAAGGAGUUGCUGGAAAACUCCCUGGACGCCAAUGCCACCGGUAUCUCCGUCUCCAUCCGAGAGGGCGGGGUGGCCGAAAUCCGUGUUACCGACAACGGUUGCGGCAUCACUCCUGAUGAGUUGGACCUGGCUUUCCGGCAUCACGCUACCAGCAAGCUUGCCACGGUUGACGACCUGCGCACCGUUUCCACUCUGGGAUUCCGCGGCGAAGCCCUGCCCAGUGUGGCCGCCGUCGCCAGGGUCGUCUGUUCCACGCGGCCGCCGGAUGCGGAAUCCGGCGCCUGCAUCGAGUUUCGCCACGGAACUCGCGUCGGUCAGCGACGCGAAGGGUGUCCUCCCGGCACAUCAGUUCAGGUUGCCGAUUUGUUCGGCGAUCUGCCGGCUCGCCGCAAGUUCCUUCGCUCGGCGUCGGCCGAGACCGCCCGCAUUCAGGAGGUUGUCACCCGCUACGCGCUGGCUCACCCUGAAGUACGGUUUACCCUCUCUGUCGAUGGACGAGAGACGGUAAACACCCCUGGUUCCGGGCGUCUGCAGGAUGUCAUCCUGUCCGUAUAUGGUUCCGAAGUGGCCGGGCGCAUGCUGCCCGUGUCCCUCGUCGACGGCGAGGUGUCCGUCGAUGGGUACUCCGGCGCUCCGGACCUGAACCGGCGUAACCGCUCCUACACAACCCUAUUGGUCAACCGCCGGUGGGUGUACGAUCGUUCGAUCUACUAUGCCAUAGAACAGGCCUAUCAGGGGAGCCUGCCCGAACGCCGCUUUCCCCUCGCCGUAAUCAACAUCGGCUUGCCUUCCGAUCAGGUGGACGUCAACUCCCAUCCCACCAAGCGGGAGGUGCGUUUCCGUCAAGGGGACCGGUUGUUUUCCCUGGUGCAACGCGCCGUCCGAGAGGCCCUGAUCGCCCAUGCUCCGGCGCGGGUCGCAACGCGAUCAUUCACCCCGACCGGCCAAGUUUCCGAGACCGAGCCAUUUCCAAACCCGCCCCGUCCAGCAUCCUCAGGAGGCUCAGCACCCCAGCACGGCGACAUGACACUGCCCACCACCGCGCUCGCUCCGGCUGAUGGCUCCCUGCGGGACGUCUUGGCGGAUCUGAGGGUAGUGGGACAGAUCCGACAAACCUACAUCGUGGCCGAGGGGAGAUCCGGCAUGUACCUCAUCGACCAGCACGCUGCGCACGAGCGUGUGGUUUUCGAUCAGAUUCGCCGGCGCAUGCACGAGGCCGCGCGUCCUUCCCAACCGUUGCUGGCUCCCCAGGCGACCGAGUUGUCCGCCGCCCAGGCGUCAACCCUGGAAAGUUAUGCCGAUCUGCUUGCCGACUACGGCUUCAUGAUCGAGCCUUUCGGAGAACGUACACGGCUGAUCCGGGCUCUUCCCGCCAGCCUGGCUGCCCGCGCAAACCCUGACCCUGCCGUAGCCUUGACCGAGUUGCUGGACGCCCUGGCCGUCGAGCAGGUGGUGAUGGAGCGCGAAGACGCGCUGGCGGCCACGCUAGCGUGUCACGGGUCCGUCCGUGCCGGGAUGACGUUGGCGCAAGAAGAGAUGGACGCGUUGCUCCAGCAACUGCAAACCACCGAAAACCCGCACCAUUGUCCCCACGGGCGUCCCACGGUGGUCCAUUUCACCGAGUACCAGUUGGAACGCGAAUUCGGCCGGCGUUAG
This is a messenger RNA of Geodia barretti, 1737 nucleotides long. Lineage: Eukaryota; Metazoa; Porifera; Demospongiae; Tetractinellida; Geodiidae. The record is from the annotation of a GenBank genome assembly.